UGGCUCUUUGCCCAUCCUUAUUUACGAGUACCUCUUAGGAAGCUCAAGAAUUUAAAUUGCAAUUUAGAUCUAACCAAGAGAAGCACCCAUACAAACAUUAAGACCCAAAACAUCCUUUCUCAAACAAAACUCUAGUGAGAGAAACCACCGGAUUUGAAGGAGAAAGUAGAGGAAGAAGGAGAAGAGGAGAGAAAAAAAUGGCGUCUUCAGUACAACCCACAGUACCCUCUUCAACUACUCCAACCACAACAAAUACCCACCAAAAUCAAAUUCCAGCAGUAUCAAAUCUCCCGCCACAACCAAUUUAUCCUUCUUCGAUUGCAAAUAACACUAAUUUCAACUCCAAAAAGAGACCUUUAGAUCAUCUUUACCUUCUUCAAAGUUCUCCUUACUUUAAGAUGCGUACUAUUCUCAAUGAACUUCGACCUCUUUUUCUUGAGGUUCUUCGUGUUCCUAAUUUUCAGUCAUCUGAGGCUGUCGGCAGAAUUCAAGAAAAAAUGAAGAUUAUGGUGGAUUUAUGUAGAGAGCAGCAGAAAGCAGAGAAAGUUCCUGUGUCCAGCGGAGCAAGCUGGGUUCAGAAGCCCGCUGAUCAAGAAAGACGCUUUCCGGUUGGGAGUAACUUAGAAAAACAGACACAGGGCAUUAACAAAAUCACUGGAACCUAUAUUGUUGGUGGUUCUGCCUUUGGCUGGAAUUUUAUCACAUUUCAUGGAACCAAACCCGAGUAUUAUGGUAGAACUAAGGAGGCAUUUCGAGCAGGUAAAUAAUAUGUACUAAAUCCGAGUCUUAUGGUAGGUAGCAAGUCAGCGUCUGUAGUCUAUAAUCCCGCAUCUUUUCUCUCUGAUAAAAAUGUGAUAGCUAAUUGCCUAAUUGUAGUGCUUUCGUUGUAUCAUUUGUUGCUUUGGCGGGGAAGAAUUUUGAAAGCUUGCUCACUGCGUUUUUCCCUUUGUGUUGGAUCACAGUUACUCCUAUUGUUGCCUUUAUCUUGUAAAUGGAGAUCUGUACUUAUGGAUUAUAACUUGCCAUGCAAAUCAUUUGGUGUUGUAGUUAAAUCACUUUUCUGUUGGGAUUCAUUUGGAUUUGAUUUAGAAGGAUUUGUGACUAAAAAUUCUGUUUUUUUUUGUUUGUUUGUGGACGAGGGAACAAAACUAUGAGAGGGCAACGAAAUUUUAAAAUUAAAGUAAAUAUUACUUGAAGCAAUUAUAGUACUGACAAAGAAAGUAUAAUUAGACUUAACUAUGGCAAAGGCAAAGGAUAUUUUCAAUAUCUCGCAUAAGACAGGGUUUGGUUGAUUAUACCUGUUCACCUCAAGGAGGGAGUAAAAAGGAUGCGCACAGUCAAGAGAGGAUUUCUUGACUGUGUGCAAUAGGAGUUGAACUCUAAACUUUCUGCUCAACAUGCAGACUAAACUAUGGAAUCUUUCAAAUUAAAUUUUGCAAUAUAACUAAAUUGAAUUGAACUCAUUGGUACUAAACUAAACAAGUUAAAAGCUUCAAGUUGCGUGGUACAUGAAAGUUAAAAUACAUAUUUUUAAACUAAAAGUUAGUUUGUGUAAAAAAAAAUGUCUAUAAAUAAUUUUACGAGUAAAGAUUUAAUUUAAAGUGACAUUUAGAGGACAUUUGAUAACGAAAAGAAAAAUCUGCAAAGUUGAGUACUGACAAACA
Molecule: messenger RNA, 1664 nt
Organism: Amaranthus tricolor (Joseph's coat)
Lineage: Eukaryota; Viridiplantae; Streptophyta; Magnoliopsida; Caryophyllales; Amaranthaceae
Exons: 3
Coding region: 198-767 (189 amino acids)
Source: RefSeq, a predicted model, not a curated record